Molecule: messenger RNA, 1086 nt
Organism: Lymnaea stagnalis (great pond snail)
Lineage: Eukaryota; Metazoa; Mollusca; Gastropoda; Lymnaeidae
Source: the annotation of a GenBank genome assembly
GCCACGAAUCUCAUGACACUGGUCAUAUUUUGGAAAACCGGACUCGCCGACGGCAUCUCGGUCUGUUUCUUCUCGCUGACCGUCUCCGACCUGUUCUGCCUCGCGCUGUUCCUGGCGUCCACAGUGCUGGCCAUACUGGACGUUCCGUUUCACGUCAGGCCGUACGUGAGCUUCUACUGGGUGUGCUUCAUUCUCCCGUUCUACGCCCUCUUGUUCUACAACACGUCGACCCUGACCACAGUCUUCCUGACCGUCCAGAAAUGCUGCUGUGUCGUCCUGCCGCUCAAGUUCAAGGACGCGUUCUCCCGCGCCCGCUGCGCCGCCGUCAAUGUCUGCAUUUACUGCGUGGUCAGCGUCACGUUCAUCCCGUUCACCAUGACCGUGGUGCCGUUUCAUCCCGGCUUCGAUCCCACCACUAAUUCUACUCGCCUCAUGUUUUACCUGUCGUCGUUCUUCAGCGAUGAAGUGUUACCUGCGAUUAAAGCGAUUAAUUACGUAUCGAUACCAAUAGUCUCCGAAAUAUCUGUUUUCUUCUGCACGCUUCUACUGACCGUGAGACUUCAACAAUCUUUGAAGUUUCGAUCCUCUGGAGCUGUUCAAAGCGGGGCCGCAAAUCGCGACUACAAAAUUGGCACGCGCGCCAAGGAAGGCGCUGAAAAUUCAUCGGUGAUAAGACAAAACGUUGUAAAACGUUUUUUGAAAAGUGAUUGUGGCUCUGAAACAACAAGGGUGAGUUGGGAUACGCCAAGUGAUAUCAAAGCCGAUGGGGAUGUCGCCUUCGAAGAUUUCAGAAAACCGUCCAAAAUUAACCCCAUGUCAUCGACCAAAGAGCGACGCGCCACCCAAGCCGUCAAGACCGUCGCCUUGAUCUUCGUGCUGGCCAACAGCCCCGACGUCAUCGUUUACCUGACCAACUUGGUCGUGCCAGAGUUCUCCGCCUCUUACCGCAACACUUACAGGCUGUGUAUAGAGCUGCAGGAUUUGUUGCAUGUCAUCAACAUGUCCGUUAACAUUUUUGUUUAUUUAAAGUUUAAUUCCAAGUUCCUAAGAACGUUUCGGGCCACGUAUGGUUUCCUUCUCUGCUAA